GGCUACACGUGAACGGAUCUAUGAUUGGCUGAUACAAUCCUGGCCCUCUCUACUAUUACUCGGUACUUAUGGAUUCAUUGUGUCGAUAUGCUUGGAGUCAUCAAUUGCAUCUGCAAACAAUUUCAUGACUCUACUGAGACUGAGACUGAUACUCAAGAUAUCGAAUACUUUUCGAGGAAUCGUAACAGCCCUACUCGAAAUCUCGAAGAACUCCAACGGAUAAACAUACGCAAAAAAUGGAUCCAGAGCCAGCAACACCUCUUUUCGAAGCAAGCUUUCGCAGUACAACUCCACCGGCACUUUCUGGACAUCCUCCUGCUCUAAAGAAAAUGGCUUCCAUAGGGAACAUUCCUCAAAAGAAGGAUGCAAAACAAUUCGAUAUAGUAGAAACCUACCAUCGACUCCUCAAAGAUGAUCCCGACGUUACUAUGCCCGUCGCUGCAAUCGAAGCACUGAUUGAGCUUCUGGCCUGCUCUCGCGCAGUCACCGUUUACGAAACUCUCGAUUUAGUCAAAACCCAGUCCGAUUAUUUGAAGUCUCGCAUUCCCAAUUCCAUAUCAUUGUCUGCCGGCACGGAUUUAUUUCAACGAUAUAUGAUACAAUCUCUAAAACCUUCAAGUACCGGAAACUUUGAAACAGUGCGACAGCAUCUUUUGAGCAAUGGAAGAUUGUUUGUUACCAGAGCAAAGCAGGCUAGAUAUAGUAUUGCUAGCUAUGGACGAAACUUUGUCAGAGAUGGAAGUGUGGUUUUGACUCAUGGAGGAAGUAGAGUUGUGGGAGCGCUAUUAGAUAAAGCGGCGGAGUCGAGAGCUACUGGUGGGAAUGUUAGAUUUAACGUCAUUUAUGUCAUGAAUGAUGCUAGGAACGCAGAGAGCAAAGCGGUUGUUACAUCAUUAAGGGCUAAAGGUGUACCAGUUGCUACGAUAUCAGAAGGUGCUGUUGGAUAUGCUAUGGGCAAAGUCGAUUUAGUUAUAGUCGGCGCAGAAGGUGUGGUGGAAAAUGGAGGAGUCAUUUCGAGAUUGGGAACAUAUCAAAUCGCGCAAUUGGCGAAAGCGGCAGGAAAACCAUUCUAUGUCGCUGCAGAAAGUCAUAAGUUUGUGCGAUUAUAUCCUUUGGGACAAUAUGAUCUUGGUAUUGAUCAAGAGAUCAUUGAUUUCCGUACCGAGGAUGAUGAAGGAGAUAAAACCCCGAAAAUUGAGGAGAAGUCGGAAUAUUUCGAGCCAAGCAAGACUGAUAUAUCAAAACCAGAUGCUGUUGAUGCGGUAGACUUUACACCUCCAGCUCUGAUAUCCGCACUUAUCACCGAAUCGGGGGCUUUGACCCCAAGUGCUGUUAGUGAGGAACUUAUUAGUUUAUGGUAUUGAGUUGUGAUUCUGUAUAAAUGGAGGAACUAUGCAAUCUAGCAAGCUCAUUUCGCACAACCGAUAAUUUCACGGCGUUAGGAGUACAAAACAGCUUUAGCGAGACCGAAUAAUCUAAGGAUGAUCAAUGAAGAUAAUACCCAUGAACGGCUUCUAAAUUUGGUCAGAUUAUAUUUGGAAAUGUUGUACAAUAUAGCAGAGGGGUUGGACAAGAGUUGAGACUGAAGCUGAAGGAAUACCUAGCAUUCAAAAGGAUAUGCGUGAAUUCUAUCUGGGACGAUGUCGAAGAUUGAUAUAUAUCUCUGAAUGGGUAACUGAAAAGUCUAAAUGGUAGAGAAAUAAAUGAUAAAUAUGCUCAAUAAUGGCUCCUUCCA
This is a messenger RNA of Botrytis cinerea B05.10, 1735 nucleotides long. It is a transcript of the gene Bcgcn3, whose product is annotated as Bcgcn3. Gene Ontology annotation, molecular function: translation initiation factor activity; guanyl-nucleotide exchange factor activity. The transcript has 4 exons. Gene Ontology annotation, cellular component: eukaryotic translation initiation factor 2B complex. The coding region runs from base 237 to 1364 and encodes 375 amino acids. The record is from RefSeq and is a predicted model, not a curated record. Gene Ontology annotation, biological process: translational initiation. NCBI's taxonomy places the organism in Eukaryota, Fungi, Ascomycota, Leotiomycetes, Helotiales, Sclerotiniaceae.